Molecule: messenger RNA, 570 nt
Organism: Abrus precatorius (Indian licorice)
Lineage: Eukaryota; Viridiplantae; Streptophyta; Magnoliopsida; Fabales; Fabaceae
Product: late embryogenesis abundant protein 47-like
Exons: 3
Coding region: 1-570 (189 amino acids)
Source: RefSeq, a predicted model, not a curated record
AUGAGCCAGGAGCAGCCUCGUGGGGAUGAACAAGAAGGUAUCAAAGAUGGGGUUGAUGAACAUGAGGACAUGAGUAAAAUUUGUGCAGAUGGUGGUGUAAUGGAGCAAUUUAACCGAAAGGGUGCAUUGAAUAUCAUGACGCCUCCUUCUCUUGUUCAAGAAAUGGUUGCAAAAGAUGGUGGCAGCCGAAUCACCAUAGGUGAAGCACUCGAGGCGGCGGUUUUGACGGCGGGAAAGAAAGCGGUAGAGUGGAGCGAUGCGGCGGCAAUUCAAGCAGCGGAAGUGAGAGCCACUGGGCGCACCAACAUUGUCCCUGGUGGUGUUGCCGCGGCUGCACAAUCAGCAGCCACCCUCAAUGCUCGAGCUACAAGGGACGAGGACAAGACCAAACUUGCAGAUAUUCUAACGGAUGCGACUUCGAAGUUACCAGCAGACAGAGCAGCAACGAGACGAGAUGCUGAAGGUGUGAUGGGUGCAGAAAUGAGAAACGAUCCCAACCUCGUUACUCACCCUGGAGGGGUGUCCGCAUCCGUGGCUGCUGCUGCAAGGCUUAACCAAACCAAUAAUUAA